CCCCUUCCCGCAGGUUCUGCGAGCCGGUCGGCGAGCUGCUCGAGUCGUGGGAGGGGUACCGCCAGGAGCGGAUCCGAGACUUGCCCGACUCGCCCGUCGACCUCACCUGCUUCUCCGAGCUGGGUCUGCGCGAGGAGAUCCUCGCGGGCCCCGCCGCCCGGGAGGCGCGCAGCCCAAGCCAACGGUGCGGGGGCACAGACGGGGCGCGGGUGCGUUGACAUCGUGUAGGCAUCGAGUGGUCGAUGGCCCUCUCGACCGUAGCAACCUUCUUCGCCUUCAUCGUGCUCGCCAGCAUGCUGCGCAGCCUCGGCACUGGCAGGGCCCUUCCCUCUGAAUCUUCUUGGACCCUUCCUUCCAGGUGCUCGCCAUCAUGCUGCGCAACUUCCGCCAGCUCCACCUCGUCCUCCUCAACAUCGGCGCCGUCGGAGGGACAACGCUGCUGAUCAUGUACCCCAUGGCGUGCUAUGUGAUGGACGUCUGCGUGGGCGCGCCCCCUCUCUUCAUAGGAGUGGGGCUCGCCAUGUCCAUCGACUACUCGCUCUUCCUCCUCACGCGCUUCAACGAGGAGCGCCUCGACGGCCGCUCGAUCACGCAGUCGCUCGAGAUCGCCCUCGCCACUCAGGGCCACACCAUCGUCGUCUCUGGCGCCACCCUCGCCCUCUGCUUCACCUCCAUGUUCGCGCUGCCGACCUCCACAAUCACCUCGAUGGCGGUCAGCGCGGCGAUAGCGGUGCUGCAGUCUGUGCUCGUCUCGCUCUCGCUCACGCCCGCACUGCUGCUCACCAUGCCCCGCUUCUACACCGCCGACCGCAUGCUCGGCCUCACCCUCGACGACACGCCCCUCGGCACCUACCGCCGCGGGGGCUCGUCCAACCGCGCCGGCUCCGUGGCGCUGCUGGACGGGGGCGCGACGAUCGACCAGUCGGUCCUCCGUAGCCCGUCGCAGCCGAAGCAGGAGUCCCUCUGGGCACGCCUCGGCCGCGGCUCGCAACGGCGCGCGCCCGCGAUGGCGGUCCUCCUCCUCGCCGCCGCCGUCCCCUUCUCGGCGGCGCUCACGCGCUUCUCGUACGUCGAAGACCUGACGCCGCUGAUGCAGACGACGCACCCGACCACUAAGGCCUUCCUCAAGAUCCGCGACGUCUACCUGCCAGACCUGCCGCCGCUGCAGCUCCUGAUCGUGGCGCCGUCGCAGAGCGCGAUGGCGAGCCGCGAGUGGUCGCUGGCGACCUGCCACAUGCUGCAGGACCUCGCCACCAAGGAGGGGUACGACUACACCAUGACGGCGGCCGACUUCAGCGGUCUGAUGAUCCUGCGCGGCGGCUGCCUCGCCGAAGGCCUCUAUUUUGGCGUGAUCGACGUGAUGCCCGCCGCGUACUGGUCCGGCUUCUACGACAUGGCUGCCACGAUGCUCCACAACCGCGAGCAGACGGCGACUCGGGUCAUCGUGCGCUGCCAGGUCGACUUCAACUCGUACGCCGGCGAGGCGUGGAUGCGCGCGAUGCGCUCCUCGCUGCCGCGGCCUGAAGACGCAGACUCGAUGGACUUCGUCGCGUACGGCCGCUGGGACGGCGUCGAGAUCGGUUCGCUCCACCUGUAUGGCAAGUCGCUCGAUCAGAUGGACGGCGCGCAGUACACGCUGCGCCGGAUGCCUUACGUCGGCCUGGCCAUCGCCGCGAUCGUCUGCAUCAUCCUGGGCGGGCCAGGAGGAGGAGUUGUGACUUCUCACCAGAGCGGCUCGUUCGGCACGGCGCUCGUCCCCGUCCGCGCCGUGAUUUGCAUCUCGUGGAUGCUCGUCGUCACGAUUGGCGCGUCGGUGAUGGUGUACCAGCUCGGCUACCUCGAGGGACUCGGGAUCCAGGCCCUCGCCCCGUCGGGGGAGAGACAGGCACUCUUCUGGCUCUCGCCCACGAUCACGCUGGCCAUCCUCGUCGGGCUCGGCCUCGACUACGACAUCUUCCUGAUGGACUCGGUCAUGGAGCACUGGCAGGAGGGCAAGGACGCCCGGUCGGCCGUGACCGCCGCGCUCGACCAGGCGGGCACCAUCAUCUCGGCCGCCGGCAUCAUCAUGUUCCUCGCUUUCUCCGCGAUGCUCGCGUCGACGACGCCGAUGCUCAACCAGGUCGGCUUCAUGCUCUGCGUCGGCGUCCUCCUCGACUGCUUCGUGACGACAAAGCCUCGGUCACCAUUCCGACCCUCAUGGCGCUCGUCCCCGACAACGCCAACUUUUGGCCGCUCGAGCAAAAGACGUCGAAGCGGGAACGGGCCUUCGGUGGGCAAACAGUCUUCGUACAACGCCCCCCGCCAUCGAUUCGCCGCUCGCUCUCUUGGUCGCACUAAGUAUUUAGUUGGUCGCUCGCUGUCGCGCGCGGUACCAUGUGGGUAA
Messenger RNA from Emiliania huxleyi CCMP1516, 2383 nucleotides. RefSeq lists its product as hypothetical. The coding region runs from base 371 to 2383 and encodes 670 amino acids. Gene Ontology annotation, cellular component: membrane. NCBI's taxonomy places the organism in Eukaryota, Haptophyta, Isochrysidales, Noelaerhabdaceae. The transcript has 11 exons. The record is from RefSeq and is a predicted model, not a curated record.